AAAAAAAAAAAAAAAAAAAAAGAGAAACUCUUUUUUUUCUUGUGUGAUUUUUCUUUUUCUCUCUCUCUUUUCUUUAUUUCUUUUUGCUUUUUCUUUAAUUCCAAUUUUUUCUUUAUGUGUGUUUGAUAGUCAUGGCCACUGUAAAAAUAGAAAAUCAACAACACAACAACAGAGCAAUCAAAGUCAAAGUAUUCUAUACAUUACGUGGAUCAAAAUCAACUCGACUCACCAGCUUUCCUCUAAACGAUAAUGAUAAUAAAGCGAGCGAUUUGUCUUCAUUACCCAUUCCUUUAAAAACCUGUUUAUGGUCUAUUUGCUCUUCUAGCCCUGAUAUCAUAUGUAGGGAUCAUGACUUGUCUAUCUAUACCGCCAAUUUCCAAGAAUCAGGGCUUGGUCUAAGCGAGCCACAAGAGAACCUCAAGCGCGAUUCUUUUAUAUGGGAAGGCCAUGGUCUAUUGACUUGGAUCAUGGACCAGUCAAAAGAAGAAUUGUUUAUUUAUGGAAAGCCGUCUUAUGAAACAGAUCCUUGCCUUCAAGUCUAUUUGGAAUUACAACCCACAAUGAAAUGGCAAAAAGAAGACUUUUUUUCUGCACUAAAAACAAAAUCAUUUGAACAAUUUAAGACAUCUUCACAAUCACCUAGUCACCCAAUAUGUAAUUGCUAUUCUACUUUGGAAGAUCAAUAUUUGAGAAAUCCACCUGUAUCACCACCUCCUUCCUCUCAUUUCAAAACAAGUGACACUGAAUUCGACCGGUAUUUACGACAUCGAAAUCAAGAUGGAGAUAAUGCUAGUCCACCACUGCCUUCCCGACUACCUUCUUUAUCAUCUUCUGUACCAGUAUUUCGCCCAGAACCGAUUUUCCCAUCUUCAUCUCCUUCAUCUUCAGCAACACCAUCCAGUAAUACGAAUGACUUUAUCAAAAAGCGACCCCGUUUAUCUUCCCCUACAAAAGCUUACUAUAACAACACGACUGAUGACCAACAUCACCCACAUUACCAUAGUGAUAUGACAUUGCCCAUUCCUUCCAUGUCUUAUUCCAAAAAGCCAGACACAAGCAGAAGAUCAGCAUUUACAGUAGCUUCAGUUGAUAAAGAACAAUACCGUUAUUUGCCUUCUAAUUCAACUUCGUCCAAUUCUUCUUCUGGUUCACCACCGCCAGCAUCGAUGUCCCAUUAUAACGAUCAACAAAACGAUCAUACCAUGAUACCAGUCAUUUAUGCUCCUAGUAAUAAGAAGAGAAAAAAGAAUCUUGCUAUUAUGCCAGCAUCAGAACCAUCAGAAAAUGAAUUGAUCUAUCCUAAACAACAACAACAACAACAACAACAACAACAACAACAACAACAACAACAACAGUCACAACAACAGCAGCAAGUCAACACGAUUGUUCGUACUUAUUAUGAAGUAGACAAAGAUAAUAAGGGUGAUUAUAUCUUGCCUGUUGAAAUUGAUUCUUGGACAGUUGUCGAUCUUGGUACAGUUAUUUAUGACAGACCUGCCUAUCAUAACCAACGCUACAUUUACCCUGCGAAUUAUACAGUGCGCAAAUGGUACAGAAGUAUGAUCGAUCCUAAAAGUGAUACGCAGUACACUUGUCGAAUUUUAGAGAACGGAAGAGAACCCAAAUUUGAAGUAACAGCUGAUGAUUGCCCAAUGACGUAUUCCGGGCCUACGCCUACAACCGUUUGGACAAUCAUUGUUAGGUACUGUUGUGUAUGUUGUCUAUAUAUAUCAACUGAUUUUAUGUAUAGACGUGCUUUUGCUAUCAGAAACCAAGAAUAUGGACAUAAUCCUGUUGGUCCAGAUUUCUUUGGACUAAGAAAGAAUACGAUUGCUAAAAUGAUACAAGAUUUACCAAAUGCAUCCAAAUGCUCGCAAUAUGUUUGGCAAACAUUUGAACCUGCUCGGUUUAAUAAACCAGGGCGUAACAGACGCAGAGCAGAUUCCUCCUUACCGGGCUCUUUAUUGGGUGGCGUCAAUUAUGGAUUGACCAGUAGUCGAUUAAUGCACAAUACAAAUUUAGCCCCUACUCAGCAAUCUUAUCAUAGAAACAAUGCUAGUGAUAACCAAGACAAUGAAAAAGAAGACAGCAUGCAUCCUCGUGAUUCUAAACCUAUAGAGACUGCUUAAUCUUUUUCUUAAAAACAUUCCUUAUUUUCUUUUAUGUAUUUGAUUGCUAUUUAUUAUGUCUACAUUCGUUUUAUUAUUAUAAUAUAUAAAUAUGUGUAAGCGAUA
Gilbertella persicaria is the source of this 2234-nucleotide messenger RNA. RefSeq lists its product as uncharacterized. Gene Ontology annotation, cellular component: nucleus. Lineage: Eukaryota; Fungi; Mucoromycota; Mucoromycetes; Mucorales; Choanephoraceae. Gene Ontology annotation, biological process: regulation of cell cycle. The record is from RefSeq and is a predicted model, not a curated record. The transcript is spliced from 5 exons. The coding region runs from base 132 to 2129 and encodes 665 amino acids.